AUGGCCACCGCAGUCCUACAGCCCCAAGCCGUCACCACCAUCUUGAACUACCAUCUCGAGCCUGAGCGAGGUGGAGCGGAGGUCUGGUGCCCCGGCACCGUUCGCGACAAGCGUCGACCGCACGAACACGCAGAAGUCACCGUCUACAACAUUCGAGGACAUGAGGCCGAAUUCACGCUGGACAAGCAGGGUUUCGCCGUCGGCCCGUUUGCCACGUCCGUGGCCGAUGUCGACGAUGAUUCGGAGUUCAGGGGACAAUACUAUCAAGACGUGAUUGCACAUUUGAAGAAAGUGACUGGCGCAACCAAGAUCCUGCCUGUGGUUCACAUCGUCCGUCGACUACCAUGGGACCAGGUGGCAGCCGCGGAGAAGGACCUGCCCGACAGUGCGCCGGUGACAGCACCCACGGCCAAUCGAUCUGUACACGUCGAUCAAUCCUACUUUGGCGCCGAACUGGUACGAGACAGCAAACUGGACGAAUUGCCCGCGGCCGAGGCGGAGAAGCUCAAGAAAGUGCGCUGGGCCAUCAUCAACCUCUGGCGGCCGCUGAACCCGGUGACGCGCGACAACAUGGCGCUCUGCGACGCCCGCACCGUCGACGAGAAGGACCUGACCGCCGUGUACGCCGACCUGCCCGAGGAACUGCGGAACGCAAAGACGGGCUACAACUUCGCCGCCAAAUCGCGCUCCGAGGCCUGGGAGGUCAAGGCCAACCCGCGCGCCCACAAGUGGUACUAUGCCGCCAACAUGAAGCCCGACGAGGCCUUGUUGAUCAAGCAGUUUGAUUCCAAGCCCCACGGCGUCGCGAGGCGCACGCCCCAUAGUGCCUUUGCCGCCAAGGAGGACUAUGGUCCUACCAGGCAGAGUAUCGAGGUCAGAUGUCUUGUUUUCUGGGAGGACCAGCCGCAGGAGUGA
This is a messenger RNA of Capronia epimyces CBS 606.96, 915 nucleotides long. RefSeq lists its product as uncharacterized. The transcript has 3 exons. Lineage: Eukaryota; Fungi; Ascomycota; Eurotiomycetes; Chaetothyriales; Herpotrichiellaceae. Bases 1 to 915 code for a protein of 304 amino acids. Gene Ontology annotation, molecular function: oxidoreductase activity. The record is from RefSeq and is a predicted model, not a curated record.